Molecule: messenger RNA, 1483 nt
Organism: Oldenlandia corymbosa var. corymbosa
Lineage: Eukaryota; Viridiplantae; Streptophyta; Magnoliopsida; Gentianales; Rubiaceae
Source: the annotation of a GenBank genome assembly
UAUCAAAAUCCCUAAAAAUGAAAAUUCGAAAGCACGCUUCCCGAAUGUUUCCCGGACACAUUUCCCGGUUUCCCCCACUUAUAUAAAACCCGACCCUUAUUUUCCCUCUCCCAAAAUUCGCACCCGCCUUUUCAAAACGCUCCCCUCCAUAAACCCUAAAGCUAAGCCCGCGAAAAUUCUCUGUACCCUUUCUUCUUCAAGAUGUUGGAGCUAAGGUUGGUUCAGGGUAGCCUGUUGAAGAAGGUUCUGGAUGCGAUUAAGGAUUUGGUGAACGAUGCGAAUUUCGAUUGCUCCGCCAGUGGGUUCUCCUUGCAAGCCAUGGAUUCCAGCCACGUCGCCCUGGUGGCGCUGCUUCUCAGAUCUGAGGGUUUUGAGCACUACCGCUGUGACCGUAGCCUUUCCAUGGGGAUGAAUCUGAAUAAUAUGGCUAAGAUGUUGAAAUGUGCCGGAAAUGAUGACAUCAUCACUAUCAAGGGCGACGACGGCAGCGACACUGUCACCUUCAUGUUUGAAAGCCCUACCCAGGAUAAGAUUUCAGAUUUUGAGAUGAAGCUGAUGGACAUUGAUAGUGAGCAUCUUGGAAUUCCAGAGGCAGAAUAUCAUGCUAUUGUCAGGAUGCCUUCAGCUGAGUUUGCCAGAAUCUGUAAGGACCUUAGUAGCAUUGGGGACACAGUUGUGAUAUCUGUGACAAAGGAAGGUGUUAAAUUUUCUACAAGAGGUGACAUUGGUGCUGCCAAUAUUGUUUGCCGCCAGAAUACAACAGUAGAUAAGCCUGAGGAUGCAACUGUUAUUGAAAUGAACGAGCCUGUGUCUUUGACAUUUGCCCUGAGAUACCUGAACUCCUUUACCAAAGCUAGCCCACUGUCAAACUCAGUUACCAUCAGUCUUUCUUCAGAGCUUCCUGUUGUGGUGGAAUACAAGAUUGCAGAGAUGGGUUACAUAAGGUUCUAUUUGGCUCCGAAGAUUGAAGAAGAGGACGAAGAGGCCAAAUCUUGAUGUCUUAUUUGUGCUUGUUUACUCCUGCACUUUCAGAACUGGAACUAGAUAGUAGUACUUUCUUACUUAUCAUGUCAGCUAGUGGUUGUGAAAAAAUUUAGUCCAUAAUCUAGUCUUUAAUUCUGCAUCUAUUUUCAUUACUUCUAGAUGCGUUUGUUGCUAUUAAGAAUCCUUUCUAUGGCUAUGUCUUUGCCCCUGUUUUCAGCUAUAGAUGCUUGGUAGUUUACUUUGUAAUGAAGGAACCUAGAUAUCAGAUUGAUCUGAUUUAAGGUCGGUGGAGAUUGUAUCAAAUAUUCCCACCUUCAAACCGAGCAAAUCAACAAAAUCAGACUGAAAAUUAACAGAGUUUGAUUCAAUUGACAUAUGCGAAUUCUUGCCCUAAUAGCUUCGAAUAGUAUCCAAAAGAUACCUUAGCUCAUAAUAUGAACAAUAUAAAUCCACCAAGAGUUCGACCCAAAAAACAAACAGCUAAAGCCGGAGAUGAUUU